Molecule: messenger RNA, 2868 nt
Organism: Physella acuta
Lineage: Eukaryota; Metazoa; Mollusca; Gastropoda; Physidae
Product: E3 ubiquitin-protein ligase TM129
Biological process (GO): protein ubiquitination
Cellular component (GO): membrane; endoplasmic reticulum
Molecular function (GO): ubiquitin protein ligase activity
Source: RefSeq, a predicted model, not a curated record
AGAGGCUUGAAAAAAUUGAAAGUCGUCAUUUAAUUGUUAGAAGACUAGAGUCUCUAGGCUACACAACAUUUAGAGUUAAGUUAGGCUAUAUCAACUUACCUCUGGAUAAUUGUAUUACCAUGAUUUAACAACUAGAGAUCUAGUUCUACAUCAUUUUAAAUCUUCAGUAUUUACGUGAAUCAUGUUUUAUCGUGCUUCAGGCGGAGAAAACGACACUCUUUUGGUGUUGUACACCAUUGUUUACGUUUUCUUUGCUGGCUGUUUCGUAGCACCACCCACAGAAUUUGUUUCAGCUGGAAUCACAAUUCAAAAUUUAUUUUCAACCUGGCUUGGCAGCGAAGACUUCAGUUUUAUUUAUUACCAUGUCAAAAGGAUAACAGCUACAAUAAUUGUUCACAGCUUUAUUCCAUUAGGUUAUUAUGUUGGACUUGGCUUGUUUGCUCCAGAACUAAACCUUUUCAACAUUGACCAGCUAAGUGUUGUCUGGUCAUCUUUUUUGAUCGUCAGUUUAAUUCUGCCUGGUAUAGCAAUGAUGUUGGCUAUAUACUGGCAUCGUUGGAAUUGUGAUAAUCAUCCCCUGGCUAAAGAACUAGCCCUGCUUGGGGGAGAGAACAAUGGAUGGCGUUCUGUAGCAUCUUCAAUCAACAUAGAAUUUAGGCGAAUAGAUAAAUUCACCAGCGGUAUCCACAGUCGUUUGGUGGCUGUGACGGACUCUUGGAUCAUAAAGACCUCAACUUAUUAUGUGUACAUUGCUCAUCAAAAUGACAUUCACUUGACUCUGUCAGAUGCUGAAGAACACUCUUUGUCCUACCAGAACCAAAUGGCUGUUCAAUAUCUUAACAUUAGUGUAGCAAGCAUUCAGCCUGGAUUGAAGCCAUUCAGUAUACGGCUUAAUUCUUUAGAAUUGGGAGAUCUGAAAGAAAAAUUGCAGGCACCAAUCCGCAACGCUAGGAACAUUGUUAUUCAUCAGUCGCUCAGUGAUAUGUUUUUAAAAGCUUUCAAAGAGUUAGUUGAUAAAAAUGCAGUUUACAUUCCACCUCCCAAUAUGGAAAUAGAACAGUGUAUUGGAUGUAUGCAGAAAAACUCAGACGUCAAGCUGCAAAAGCUUUGCGAGGGUCCUGAUGAAGGGGACACUGCAUGUGUCCAGUGUUUCUGCAGGCCGAUGUGGUGCUUAGAGUGCAUGGGCAAGUGGUUUGCAAGCAGACAAGACCAGCAGAGGCCUGAGACGUGGCUGUCCAGUAAAUCACCAUGUCCAACAUGCAGAGCUCGCUUCUGUGUCUUAGAUGUUUGCAAAAUUCAGGCGGAGGAAGGCUGACCUUGUCGAAAGAAAUUUUUAAAAAAAAUUAUUUUAUUUUACGUGGAACAACCAGACCUUAUUUUUUUAUCUUUUUAGAAUUUUUUUUUGCUUAAAUAUUCUUUUUCUAAUUUUAAUAACUUUAUUAAUUUCACCUUAAAGUGAGUAAAAGAUUAUUUCUAUAAAAUUGUUAGGUAAAAUUUAAAAAUGUUAAGAAUUUUGAAGAAAAUUGAUUUUUAAUGACUCAUUGCUGCCAACAACAGCACUGGACCUAGUGGCAAUGUUAUUACAUUAAUUAAUAGAACUGUACAGUAUCACUUGAAGGUGUACAUCAUUGGUCUAUAAAUGCCGUUGUGGCUCCGUUAUUACAUUAUAUAACAGUAAAGUAUCACUUCAGGGUGUAAAUGAUUGGUCAAUAAAUGCCAUUGUGGAUCCUUUAUUACAUUAAAUAACAGUAAAGUAUCACUUGAAGGUGUACAUCAUUGGUCUAUAAAUGCCAUUGUGGAUCCUUUAUUACAUUAUAUAACAGUAAAGUAUCACUUGAGGGUGUAAGUGAUUGGUCAAUAAAUGCCAUGUCACUCCUCAUUGGCUGAUUUUCAUUCUGUGAUGUGACAUAGCCUACACUUUGAUUUUAAAGAAUAAAAAUAUAAAAAUGUUUCUAGAGCAUGUUUUUGUAUAAGAUUUAUUUAAGAUAUUAUUUGCAGUAGGCUGUUGGCUUUAUGUGACAUGAUGCAUUAGUGGUGGGGGUUCAAAUUGCUCAAAACACAUUUUGUGUGGUAACCUUAAAUGUGAUUCAUUGGUUUUUUUCUUUCAGUUUUUUUUUUAUAUAUCUAAAAAAAAAUCCUUCCAGCUAUUGAUUUUAGAGAUACUCAUUAUGCUUUUGAUUAUUUUCAUAACUAAUUAGUUCUAAGGAUCACAGAUUGUGUAACUACACUCUAGUGUGUUGGCUAGUCUCUAAAUUUGAUGUUUUUUUGUUGUCUGGACAGAAUUUUAUUCCUAUCAAUGGAGACUUCAUUUUAAGUUGUCUAGAAUUAUUUUUUUUAUAUUAUAUGACCUUGUUGGUUUGUGUAUGGAAGUAAUUUAAUAAGUAUAUGAAAUAAGGCAUCACCACUAUAUAUGUGUCAAUCAGUUGCAGAUUUCAUUAAGAUACAUCUUACAUUUUUACUGAUAUUUAUAAAUUAUUGCAGUAGAGUUAUUAUUUAAAAAUAUAGUGUAUUCAUGUAAAACUAGUUUUUAUCGAAGUUAACAAAUAGAAUAGCAAUCUUAUUAUUGUUUGAUAUGAUAAAUUGUUGUGUGUGUGAUUAUGUUUAUAUGUGAUCUAUGUGAUCAAGGCUUGAGUGUUGGCCCUACAGGGUGGGUGGGUGCUCACACUGUGUCAUCUUCAGAGAUAACACAGCCAAGUGUUUCAUCUGCUGAUUGAUGACAAUAGUAGCUUUAACUUUGUCCACCAAUGACAGUUCACUAAUGUGCGGGAGAUGCAGUGGUAUAAUUAUUUUAAUUAAAUAAAUACAAAAGUUGUAAAAAUAAAAACUAGCAUUGUUGUAUAAUAAAGCAUAAAGUUUCUCCAUCAUAUG